AUGGAGACAUUACUUUCUUUUGUAGUUGCAGAUGGUGUUUUGUGUUUGGCAGACUCUAAUAUCAACCAUUCGAUUGUAAAGAUGAAGGAAGAUGAAGAUAAGAUUGCAGUGUUGGAUGAAUUCAAGUUGUUGAGCUCUGCAGGUGAGCCAGGAGAUCGUACACAGUUCUGUGAGUUUAUAGCAAAGAAUCUCAAGCUGUAUCAAUUGCGUAAUGGAUACUCACUCUCGACCAGUGCAACCGCCCACUUUAUACGUAACGAGCUCGCAACUGCACUGCGUCGUAAUCCAUACAAUGUAAACCUCUUGGUUGCCGGAUACGACGAGAAGACCGGUCCAGCCGUCUACUACAUGGAUUAUCUAGCAUCGCUACAGAAACUCGACUUUGGUUGUCAUGGUUACGCCGCUUACUUUUUGCUCGGUCUGUUGGAUCGUCUUCACCAUAAGGACAUGUCGUACGAGGAAGGUGUCGAAUUGAUGCACAAGUGCUGCGAGGAGUUGCAGACUCGUUUCUUGGUCGGUGGUAAAUACACUCUCAAAUAUAUCUCUAAAGACGGUAUCCAGGUAGUCCCAUUCAAAGUUGGUGAUAGAAAGAAAAACAACCAACCAUAA
Heterostelium album PN500 is the source of this 609-nucleotide messenger RNA. It is a transcript of the gene psmB2, whose product is annotated as proteasome subunit beta. Gene Ontology annotation, biological process: proteasomal protein catabolic process. Gene Ontology annotation, cellular component: cytosol; proteasome core complex, beta-subunit complex; nucleus. NCBI's taxonomy places the organism in Eukaryota, Evosea, Eumycetozoa, Acytosteliales, Acytosteliaceae. The transcript has a single exon. Bases 1 to 609 code for a protein of 202 amino acids. Gene Ontology annotation, molecular function: peptidase activity. The record is from RefSeq and is a predicted model, not a curated record.